Molecule: messenger RNA, 639 nt
Organism: Lactuca virosa
Lineage: Eukaryota; Viridiplantae; Streptophyta; Magnoliopsida; Asterales; Asteraceae
Source: the annotation of a GenBank genome assembly
AUGGCGAGCACUAGGAUUUCUCACAUUGGGAUGGUAAAAUCCAAGUUAACCAUUCGGACCAUGGGUACGCUUGUUCGGAAGUAUAACAUUGACCCCAAGUUCCAUCCUCGUCUGCCGGAGGCCACCGAUGCAAUUACCGACGCCUCUGAAGGGUUUGUGGGGGUUUACCAAGUGUUCUUCGAAUCCAGGUUGCGUCUUCCUGCUUUUGAUAUUCUAGAAACUGUUCUGGAUUAUUACAGUCUGCACAUCAUCCAAAUAACCCCUAACGUCUUUCGCAAGAUCCUCUGCUUCACCCUGUUGUGCGUCGCUCUGGAUGCGUCGCCGACCAUCAACCUGUUUCGUUAUUUCUAUAUUUUGAUGUCCAACGGGGAUUGGGUUUUUUUCUCCCUUCGCCAUGGUUUGGUAGAACUUUGUGACGACCUCCCAACCUCCAUAAAGUAUUGGAAAGAUGAAUUCUUUUUCGUUGAUGCAUUUACUUUCUCAGGCCCCAUGGCGUACGAUGCUACCGCUGACAGGGCCACUGACCCUGUGCCAGAGCUAUCGUCCGACGAGCAACUGAUAACGGAGAGGUUAUCGGACAAUUUUGUUCGAUGGGUGGACCCCGACAAAGAGAUGUUGGGUAUGCAGCGGCGGAACUAA